AUGAUUGGUAUUAUGAAUUGCGGAGAUGACAGUGUCGAGUUCUACGCCUCGGCUCGACAAUCGUCUCUCUAUCGGCAUCCACCAAUUAAACAAAAAAGAACUUAUACAGCUGAUGGUCGUGUGUUCAUUGAUGGAAUUCCAUUGACAACCGAGCCUCCAGCUGAGCAAAAAUGGCACGAUUUGAUCUCGAAAAUUAUGGCGAUGAGAUUGAUGAAGAUCGAUUCAAUGGAACAGCAAGGUCCAAUGGCUGCUAUUCGUCGUCUCUCGACAAAGCUCAAAUUGACGAAAACUCUCUCGAACAGUUCUACAGAUGAAGCUAUUCUAAUGACAGAUCUCCACGAUCAAGUCAGAGAUCGAAAAGGACAUGGAGCACGACGCAACUACACAGAUAUGAAAUCGCACAGCCGUCACCCAGUCAACCGUAAUCGUGCAAUCUCAGCUCCACCAAGGCGAAAAUCGGAGUCGUCAGCGGAUGAUGGGAAUCACUUUGUCACUCGAAUCGACAUCGAGCCUGGCGUCUCUCGUCCACACAUCCAGCACGACGUUCACGUUGGCACUUGGCAGCACAGUCUUCUCAAUGCCGUUUUUGCAGAGGGUGAUGAAAGAGAAGAAAGAGAUAGCGGAAGGGAUAGUAUGAGAAGUGAUUCACCACCAAUUACACAAGCACAUUUGAGAACACUCAAGAAACCCCUUGGACAGAGUUACAGUCUUGUUGAUCGUUGC
This is a messenger RNA of Mesorhabditis belari, 723 nucleotides long. The record is from the annotation of a GenBank genome assembly. Lineage: Eukaryota; Metazoa; Nematoda; Chromadorea; Rhabditida; Rhabditidae.